Molecule: messenger RNA, 827 nt
Organism: Linum trigynum
Lineage: Eukaryota; Viridiplantae; Streptophyta; Magnoliopsida; Malpighiales; Linaceae
Source: the annotation of a GenBank genome assembly
CAGAAGAGCAGAAACAUGAGAGAGAGUGAAUUCAUAGAGCUCCGGUUUUCGCACAAAACCGAUGAGCAAUAAAUAAGAGUGGAUGUUUUAUCCUGGAGGCGACCGGCUGAUAGUCUCCUAUGCGAAUUAUGAGGCAGUGCCGCGAACGUCUUAAAGAGAGCGACCUAGUCCGCGACUCAGCCAGAUCGGUAACCCUAAUUUUUCCUGUUCGAUUUCUAACACUUCAUCGCUAUAUAUAUCCAGUAGUGGCGGAGAUACUUCCUGGUGAUCUGCUUUGUGGACAAUGCAGGCAAUCCGUUGUCGAGCUGAUGGAGUUGUUGAGACCGACAGAGGAGGAUUCAAUUGUGGAAUCGGGGCAGCAGGGCGAGGAGAAGAAGAAGCGGAGGGAGCGGAAGACAGUUGUGGCGACUGCGGCGGGGGUUGGGCUUCCUCGAAAGGGAGUUGCGGUGGCUUGUUGAAAAACAUCUAUGAUUUCUUUUAUAAGUUCUAUUGAUUCUUUUCCAUAGAUUAUCUUUCUUUCUUUCUCUCACUGUUAUUCUUUUAUUUACUUAUUAUUAUACACUAAGAGCUUGGAUAAGUGACCAUCACCCUUUCUAUGAAUCAUCGGGUACAUGAAGAUGGAGAGGGAAACAAUUGGGUCAUGAAAUAAAAAAAAAAUGAGUAACAUUUUACAACAAACAAUUGAAGGGUCGUGAUUCGUGAAACUCCAUGAGAAUUGAUUGUGUCCUGGAAAGGGUUGAAGGCAGCGAUGCGAUAGGGGAGAUGGAAGGAAACGGUGGUGACUGGUGAGGGAGGGAUUUCAGAAGUAAUAAAACGCAGAAAGAAUG